Molecule: messenger RNA, 701 nt
Organism: Zeugodacus cucurbitae (melon fly)
Lineage: Eukaryota; Metazoa; Arthropoda; Insecta; Diptera; Tephritidae
Product: general odorant-binding protein 99a
Exons: 2
Coding region: 117-575 (152 amino acids)
Biological process (GO): sensory perception of smell
Molecular function (GO): odorant binding
Source: RefSeq, a predicted model, not a curated record
UUGCCUCUUUUUUUCUGCGACCACUGGGAGCUAUAAAAAUCACAUAUGAGGCUCUACCGCGUAACAGUUUUUCCAAUUGCUUUGUUCUGAGAUCUCGCCCAAAAAUUAAAAUAAUUAUGAAGUUUUUCGUAGCUUUACUGUCAUUCAUCUUCGCUGUGGUUAUAGCCGAUGGCGUCGAUCACGCCGGACAUUCCGGUUAUGUGGUGAAAACCAAUGUAGAUUUGUUACGUUAUCGCGAGGAAUGUGUUUCGCAGUUGAAUAUUCCUUUGGAUCUGGUGAUGCAGUACCAAGAGUGGAACUAUCCGAAUGAUGAGAAAACUCACUGCUACUUGAAGUGUGUUUUAGAGAAAUUCGAACUGUACGAUGCGGAAAAGGGCUUUGAUGUGUACAAGGUCCACCAUCAAUUGGAGGGCGAUAAAGCCGAUCAUACGAAUGCAAUGCACGUGGCUAUUGAUAAAUGCGCCAAGGAAGCCGCUGUUGCUAGCGACGACGCAUGUGUUCGAGCAUAUCGCGGCUUCACUUGUUUCCUCAUGGACUACACACAUUUGAUACCAGCUGGUAACGGUAGCAAGUAGUGCUUGUAAAUAAAAAUAUUUAAUAUAUAAAAAUAUAUAAAUAUAAAGAUUAAACCUUCUAGUUCUGCUCUUGAAUCGACUGAAUAACAUCGAAAUACAUUCAUUCACUCGUAUUUUUAAAACUCA